AGUGCUUCAGUAGGAGUGGAAACCUGAAUUUACAUCAUCAGACUCACACAGGAGAGAAACCAUUUAAAUGCAUGGAGUGUGGGAAGAGCUUCAGUCGGAGUGGACACCUUAGAAUUCAUCAACGGACUCACACAAUGGAGACAUCAUUUAAAUGCAUAGAGUGUGGGAAGGGCUUCAGUCGGAGUGGAGACCUUAGAAUUCAUCAACGGACUCACACGGGGGAGAAACCAUGUAAAUGCAUGGAGUGUGGAAAGAGCUUCACUGUCAGUGGAAGUCUUAGAAUUCAUCAACGGAGUCACACGGGGGAGAAACCAUUUAAAUGCAUGGAGUGUGGAAAGAGCUUCAGUCAAAAUAUUCACCUUAGAAUUCAUCAACGGACUCACACAGGUGAGAAACCAUGUAAAUGCAUGGAGUGUGGAAAGAGCUUCACUGACACUGGAAAACUUAGAAUUCAUCAACGGACUCACACGGGGGAGAAACCAUUUAAAUGUAUGGAGUGUGGGAAGAGCUUCAGUCGGAGUGAACACCUUAGAAUUCAUCAACGGACUCACACAGGUGAGAAACCAUGUAAAUGCAUGGAGUGUGGAAAGUGCUUCCGUCAUAGUGGACGCCUUAGAAUUCAUCAACGGACUCACACAGGUGAGAAACCAUGUAAAUGCAUGGAGUGUGGAAAGAGCUUCACUGACAGUGGAAGCCUUAGAAUUCAUCAACGGAGUCACACUGGGGAGAAACCAUUUAAAUGCAUGGAGUGUGGAAAGAGCUUCACUGUGAGUGGAAGUCUUAGAAUUCAUCAACGGAGUCACACUGGGGAGAAACCGUUUAAAUGCAUGGAGUGUGGAAAGAGCUUCAGUCAAAAUAUUCACCUUAGAAUUCAUCAACGGACUCACACAGGUGAGAAACCAUGUAAAUGCAUGGACUGUGGAAAGAGCUUCAGUCAAGAUAUUCACCUUAGAAUUCAUCAACGGACUCACACGGGGGAGAAACCAGUUAAAUGCAUAGAGUGUGGAAAGAGCUUCAGUGGGAGUGGAAGCCUUAGAAUUCAUCGACGGACUCACACGGGGGAAAAACCAUUUAAAUGCAUGGAGUGUGGAAAGAGCUUCAGUCGGAGUGGAAGCCUGAGAAUUCAUCAACGGACUCACACGGGGGAAAAACUAUUUAAAUGCAUGGAAUGUGGAAAGAGCUUCAGUCAUAGUGGAUACCUUAGAAUUCAUCAACGGACUCACACAGGGGAGACACCAUUUAAAUGCAUGGAGUGUGGAAAGAGCUUCAGUCGGAGUGGAAGCCUGAGAAUUCAUCAACAGACUCACACAGGGGAGACACCAUUUAAAUGCAUGGAAUGUGGAAAGAGCUUCCGCCGUAGUGGACACCUUAGAAUUCAUCAACGGACUCACACAGGUGAGACACCAUUUAAAUGCAUGGAGUGUGGAAAGAGCUUCUGUCAGAGUGGAGACCUUAGAAUUCAUCAACGGACUCACACAGGGGAGAGACCAUUUAAAUGCAUGGAGUGUGGAAAGAGCUUCUGUCAGAAUGGAGACCUUAGAAUUCAUCAACGGACUCACACAGGUGAGAAACCAUGUAAAUGCAUGGAGUGUGGAAAGAGCUUCCGUCAUAGUGGACACCUUAGAAUUCAUCAACGGACUCACACAGGUGAGACACCAUUUAAAUGCAUGGAGUGUGGAAAAAGCUUCAGUCAGAGUGGACACCUUAGAAUUCAUCAACGGACUCACACAGGGGAGGCACCAUUUCAAUGCAUGGAGUGUGGAAAGAGCUUCAGUCAGAGUGGAAACCUUAGAAUUCAUCAACGGAGUCAUACAGAUGAGAAACCAUUUCAAUGCAUGGAGUGUGGAAAGAGCUUCAGUCAGAGUGGACAUUUUAGUAUUCAUCAAAGGACUCACAGAGGGGAGAAACCAUUUAAAUGCAUAGAGUGUGGAAAGAGUUUCACUACUAGUGGAAAUCUUAAAAUUCAUCAACGGAGUCACACAGGGGAGAAACCAUUUAAAUGUAUAGAGUGUGGAAAGAGUUUCACUACUAGUGGGAAACUUAGAAUUCAUCAACGGAGUCACACAGGGGAGAAACCAUUUAAAUCUGGGAAGGGAGGACAGAAUUUGAGGGGGGGUGAAAGGAAGUAG
Messenger RNA from Lacerta agilis (Sand lizard), 2129 nucleotides. RefSeq names its product oocyte zinc finger protein XlCOF6-like. The coding region runs from base 72 to 2129 and encodes 685 amino acids. The record is from RefSeq and is a predicted model, not a curated record. NCBI's taxonomy places the organism in Eukaryota, Metazoa, Chordata, Lepidosauria, Squamata, Lacertidae. The transcript is spliced from 2 exons.